AUGUAAUAUGGACUUUAAUGCCGCAAGCAUCCGGGUAAUUAAGUAUCUUUUGUGUGCACUAAAGUGAAUUGCAAUUACGGUAAUCUUCUUUGCUAGUAAUGCAUAAAUGGGAAUGUUUAGCAUAAAAAUGAACACAAAAAUUAUUUGAACUAGCUUAAUGAAUUCAUCUUUCAGUAGAAUGGGAAAACAAAAACAGUUCUGAUUCCAAAUAUUAAUAGUACACUUUAAGAAUUAGACAAAAGAUUGAAAGAGUAUAAUGCUCUGAUCGACAAAGAGGCUUAGGAGAUUGUUUCUGAUAUCUCACAAUUAUUUAAGAUAUUUUAUGAGAGUUCAGAGAAAGCAAAGAAAUAGAUCUAGGAGAUAAUUAGAAGUGAUUUAUGUGAGUAGCAAGCAAAAAAUCUAAAUUUCAAAUAGCAACUACAAGAAAUUCAGUCUAAUGAAUAAAAAAGGAUUGACAAUAACAAUUAUUUAUUCAAUACUAUAUUUUCUAAAGACCAAGAUAAAGAAUUACCUAUAUCUGAAUAAUCUUUGAUUUAGAUUAUCAACAAAAAUGGCAACCUGAACUAACUGCGAUGUGACAUUCUCAAUUGCUUAAAUAGCGUAGUUAAUACAUUAUAACCAACGAGUAAUAGAAUUCGAUACAAGAACACCUAGAAUCAAUAGUAAUAAUUCAAUCUACUCAAAAAUGACUUCAUACAAAGUUUGAAUUGUCUAUUCUAGAAAUUAACAGAUCUCACAUAAGAAUUUCAGUCAGUCGAAGAUAUGAAGCGUAGUUUGUAUUAAUUCGGAUCAUUAGAUGGAUCUCAAUCAUUAAAAUAAUCAUAAGUAGUUUAAAGAUCGUUGGGUUCAUCUUAGUUAAUAAGCACUGGACACCAAAGUCAAAGAUUCUUUAGGUUAGAUAGUUAAUCCUAAAUUAUGAGUGUAAAGACUCUUGAGGUGUUCCCUCCUUUGAGUCCAACGAUCUAAUAAAUACUGAAUAAAAUAGGUCAUUUGUCACCUCCUCAGGCAGAUUCAUUAUUGAGUAAUAUCGAAAUUGUGCCACCUUGCUAAUUUCCUGAUGGGAUUAUUUAUGAAGGUCAGAUAUAGAACAAUUAGAGAUUUGGUUGGGGGAGAGCAAUCAUAGGACAAGACUAUUACGAGGGAUACUGGAGAGGUGGAUUGCCUUUUGGUUUUGGGAGAAUAAUUAUGGGAUCAGGAGACUAUUAUGAGGGGACCUCUUAGAAUGGUAAGGCGAAUGGAAGAGGGUUGUUUUGUUCAGGAGGUUAUUCGUAUGAAGGAGAUUGGGAGGAUGAUUUAAAGCAGGGGAAAGGAUAGGAAUUAUUAAAUGGGAAGUAUGAGUAUAAGGGAGAUUUUAAGAAUAAUGUGAAAUGUGGAGAAGGGAGACUGAUUGAUUUAUUAACAGGGAAUGUGUAUCAAGGGGAAUUUCAGAAUGAUUAGUUACAAGGAUAGACAACUAUUGAGUAUAAAAAUGGGGACAAGUAUUUUGGACAAGUCAUUACAGUGGAUGGGCAGAUAAAGAGGAAUGGAUAAGGUAUCUAUUUAUGGGUGGACUCUAGAAAGUAUGAAGGACAAUAUGAAAAUGAUUUGGAACAUGGGGAUGGAGUGUUUAUGUGGCCAGAUUAGUGGAUGUAUAAGGGAUAGUGGUAGUGCGGGAUGCAGCAUGGGAAAGGAAUUCAAUACAAUCCAUAGGGGAAGGAGAGAGAGGGGAUUUGGAGUAAUGGAUAAUUUAAUAAGUGGGUUAGUUGA
Molecule: messenger RNA, 1746 nt
Organism: Paramecium tetraurelia
Lineage: Eukaryota; Ciliophora; Oligohymenophorea; Peniculida; Parameciidae
Exons: 4
Source: RefSeq, a predicted model, not a curated record